GGGGCGCGGCGACGGGGCGCGGCGGGCUCCCUCGGGGUCCCAGCGGGCCCGCACUCGGCGGCCGCGGCGCAAUGGAGGCGCCGGCCGAGCUGCUGGCCGCGCUGCCUGCGCUGGCCACCGCGCUGGCCCUUCUGCUCGCCUGGCUGCUGGUGCGACGUGGGGCGGCCGCGAGCCCGGAGCCUGCCUGCACGCCCCCGGAACCCGCGCCCCCGGCCGAGGCCACCAGGGCCCCGGCGCCGUCCCGCCCCUGCGCCCCCGAGCCGGCGGCCGCGCCCGCGGGGCCGGAGGAGCCUGGGGAGCCCGCGGGGCCGGGGGAGCCCGAGGAGCCCGCGGGACCGGGGGAGCCCGAGAACCCUGCGGGACCGGGGGAGCCCGAAGGGCCAGGGGAUCCCGCGGCGGCGCCAGCGGAGGCAGAGGAGCAGGCGGCGGAUGCGAGGCAGAAAGAGGAGCAGGACUUGGAUGGUGAGACGGGCCCAUCAUCGGCAGGGCCUGUGGAGGACGACGGAGAAGGCUUCUCCUUCAAAUACAGCCCUGGGAAGCUGAGGGGAAACCAGUACAAGAAGAUGAUGACCAAAGAGGAGCUGGAGGAGGAGCAGAGAGUUCAGAAGGAACAGCUGGCUGCCAUCUUCAAGCUCAUGAAAGACAACAAGGAGACGUUUGGCGAGAUGUCCGACGGCGACGUGCAGGAGCAGCUCCGGCUCUACGACAUGUAGACUGCGCCCAUGGGAUGCACAGUGGCCAUGCCUGACGCUGUCCCCAUCCCUGCCCCACACCCGUGUUCUUUCCAGACUUCUCUAGGCCUAAUUUGCCCUUAUAAACAUAGAUGCAGGCGUA
Molecule: messenger RNA, 834 nt
Organism: Rhinopithecus roxellana (golden snub-nosed monkey)
Lineage: Eukaryota; Metazoa; Chordata; Mammalia; Primates; Cercopithecidae
Gene: MXRA7
Product: matrix remodeling associated 7
Exons: 4
Coding region: 72-713 (213 amino acids)
Source: RefSeq, a predicted model, not a curated record